Molecule: messenger RNA, 663 nt
Organism: Rotaria sordida
Lineage: Eukaryota; Metazoa; Rotifera; Eurotatoria; Philodinida; Philodinidae
Source: the annotation of a GenBank genome assembly
AUGGUUAAUGAAAAAGGUAUUACACCAUGUCCAGAAAAAGUAAUUGUUAUUAAUGAUAAAUCGGUAUCAAAUAAUAUAAAAGCACCACCAUCUUUCUUCAAAGUGGCAGAAUAUGACUGGAAUCAUAUAACUAAUUUCUCCACAUUAGCCCAAUCAUUAUUCAAUUUAACAGAGAAAAAUGCAAAAUUCAUAUGGGGUGAUGAACAACAAAAUGCAUUCGAUAGAACUCAACAAUUAUUAAUAUCAAAACUACUGCUUCAAUUUCCUGAUUCAAACCUACCAUAUAUUAUUCAGGAACGUUUGGCGAUAGAGUUCAUAGAUCCAAUAACAUCAUCAUCUUCAAUAGGAAAUGAAUAUAUAUUAGUUAUUACUGAUUUAUUAUCCAACUAUGUUAUUAUAAAAGAUACACAUGAUAAUUUAGCUUUACCUGUAUCACAAAUAUUAAUUGAUAAUAGUACACAUCUCAUCGCUAAAUUAUUUAAUGCUAUUAUGUCUUUAUGUGGUGUUUGUCAUAUAUUUACCACACCUUAUAAUUCUCAAUCAAAUGAUGUUUGUGAACUAUUUAAUGUAUCAAUAUGUAACAAUAAAAGAAUCGAUUGGCAUGAACAAUUAUUGAAAGUGAUAUUUGUAUAUAAAACCAGCCGUCAUGUUAGUAUAAAAUGA